Molecule: messenger RNA, 381 nt
Organism: Laetiporus sulphureus 93-53
Lineage: Eukaryota; Fungi; Basidiomycota; Agaricomycetes; Polyporales; Laetiporaceae
Exons: 1
Coding region: 36-257 (73 amino acids)
Source: RefSeq, a predicted model, not a curated record
UCGUUCGCAACCACCACCUUCCCAACGCCGACGCCAUGCGCCGCUCACUCCUUGACCGAUUACCACGGCUCUCGAGCGUGCGAACGCUUGCAACAGAUGGCGACUCGGCUGCGGCGGUACUACAGGAGGAGGGAGGGAUGGAGGGAUGGCAUUGGAUCGGUGCUGUAGGUGAGUCGCGGUCGCCCGGUAUUGCGCGUCGCCCCAGGGCGCAUACACUUACUUUUCACGUGUUUUCCCCCCUCGUUCGACCAACUUAGCGCGCUCUGCGACCUCGAAGCCCUCGCAAGAAUGCACGCGAUGCAUCGUCCCCGCGCCUCGCGGAUCGCCCAUCUGUUCUUGCCUUACACGACGACCAGCCACUCGCUCGCGCGUUCUUCACCA